Molecule: messenger RNA, 2329 nt
Organism: Neofelis nebulosa (Clouded leopard)
Lineage: Eukaryota; Metazoa; Chordata; Mammalia; Carnivora; Felidae
Gene: ENPP7
Product: ectonucleotide pyrophosphatase/phosphodiesterase 7
Exons: 7
Coding region: 55-1623 (522 amino acids)
Source: RefSeq, a predicted model, not a curated record
CGCACCAGGUGGGAGGAGCACCCAGCCCAGGAGCUGUGCUGGCAAUAAAAGCGGAUGCCGCGUGAGGGCUGGGCCCGGGUGGCAGGUGCGGUGACCAGGGCCGCUUUCCGAGACGCAGCAGGAACGAGCCCGGAGGCUUUCCUGUCUGAAAAACCCAUCAUGGGACGCUCGGCUGUCCUCCUGGCCGUGGCCCUGGCCACCCUCCUGGCUCCGGGGACAGGGGCUCCCGUCGGCAGGAAGGUCUCCCGGAAUAAGCUGUUGCUGGUGUCCUUUGACGGCUUCCGCUGGGACUACGACCAGGACGUACCCACCCCCAACCUGGACGCCAUGGCACUCGACGGGGUGAAAGCACGCUACAUGACCCCGGCCUUCGUCACCAUGACCAGCCCCUGCCACUUCACCCUGGUCACUGGCAAAUACAUCGAGAACCACGGCGUGGUUCACAACAUGUACUACAACACCACCAGCAAGGUGAAGCUGCCCUACCACGCCACGCUGGGCGUCCAGAUGUGGUGGGACAAUGGCAGCUUACCCAUCUGGAUCACAGCCCAGAGGCAGGGCUUAAAGACCGGCUCCUUCUUCUACCCUGGCGGGAACGUCACCUACCAAAACGUGGCCGUGACGCUGAGCCGGAAGGAAGGCGCUCUGCACAACUACGGAAACGAGGAGGAGUGGAAAGCCAACAUCGACACGGUGAUGACCUGGUUCACGGGGGAGGGCCUGGACCUGGUCACACUCUACUUCGGGGAGCCGGACUCCACGGGCCACAAGUACGGCCCCGAGUCCCAGCAGAGGAAGGACAUGGUGAUGCAGGUGGACAGGACCGUGGGCUACCUCCGGGACAGCAUCAGGAGCAGCGGCCUGGAGGACAGCCUCAACCUGAUCGUCACAUCCGACCACGGCAUGACCACCGUCCACAAGCAGGCCCAGGACCUGGUGGAGUUCCACAAGUUCCCCAACUUCACCUUCAAGGACAUCGAGUUUGAGCUCCUGGACUACGGGCCGAACGGGAUGCUGCUCCCCAAGGAGGGCAAGCUGGAGAAGGUGUACGAGGUCCUCAAGGACGCCCACCCCAAACUCCACGUCUUCAAGAAGGAGUCCUUCCCCUCGUCCCUCCACUACGCCAACAACUCCAGGAUCACCCCCUUGCUCAUGUUCAGCGACCCUGGCUACGUCAUCCACGGGAGACUGAGCGUGCAAUUCAACAAGGGGGAACACGGCUUUCACAACAACGUCACGGACAUGAAGACCAUCUUCCGGGCCGUGGGCCCCAGCUUCAAGCGGGGCCUGGAGGUGGAGCCCUUCGAGAGCGUCCACGUGUACGAGCUCAUGUGCAAGCUGCUGGGCAUCGUGCCCGAGGCCAACGACGGGUCCCUCAGCGUCCUGCUGCCCACACUGCAGGAAACCGGCCACGGGCCCCUCAGCACCGUGCCGCCCACACUGCCGGAAACCGGCCACGGGCCCCUCAGCACCAUGCCGCCCACACUGCCGGAAACCGGCCACGGGCCCCUCAGCACCGUGCCGCCCACGUCCCCCUCAGGGUUUGCCCUCAUGCCACGUGGCUGGUGCCCCUUGGUGAUGGGACUCUCAGUGGCUACGAUUCUUCUGGCCAAGGUCGCAUAAUGCCGCUCAAGGCCCGCCUCUUCCAGGAAGCCUCCAGAAGCUGCCCUCUCAAUGCGUGAGUCCGCUGGACACGGAUGGGCCUUUAAUCCCAACUUGACCACAGACCUCAGUGUCCCCACAGCCCCAGCUCAUCCUCAGUCGUUCUGGUGCUGGCAGUGGGGCCCCUGCCCAGGUCCGGGGCGGCGCAGGGUCCCCCUCCCCUCCCCUCUCCCCUUCUUCCCACAGGCCCCGCCCCACAAGCCGUGCCGUCUGCGGCCACGCGGGGGCGCGCGGGAGCCCCGCGCGGGAAGGUCCGGCGGCCCGGCUCCAGCUUCCACCCGGGGCGCAGGGCCGGUGGCGGGGACGCUGUGCCUGAUCGAGUCCGCACCCCGGUCCCCGCCGGCUCCUGCUCCAGGGGGAAUGAAGGACAGCCUAGCCGCUGCAGUCACAGUACCCACCGUGGCUACAGGCCUUUUGCUCCAAAGCCUGCUGGGUUUUCUUACAGCCCAACCAGUUGGCCCCAGCGUGUGAUGCAUUCCUGACAACUUAGGACGACUAACCACCCCCCACCCCCACCCCCGGGAACCCAUCCGCUCUUCCUGAGGGACAGGCUCUGGUUGGCCUUGCCAAGGAGAGGUGGCACAAGGGGGUGGGGCUAGAAGGCUCUUUGUGAACUGACAGGGAACCACAUCAUUGCUCAGCCAAAAAAAUAAAAGUAAUUUAAAAA